GCGGCACCGAGCAAAAGAAGGCGCACAAGUGUGUGCCACCGGAGUGUGUGAGCGCAAGCGCCAGGGGAACCUGCGCCUUGGAGAGAGGCAGCCAUGCACUCAGACGGGGGGCUUUUUUAGCUGGCGGAGAGUCUGGGCAUUUGCAGGUGUGUGUUCCGUGGGAGACUGCGAGCGAGGGUAUGCCAGCAUGCGUGCGUGUAGCACUGUGGUCGAUCAGAGACGGGCUCUUGGCGUUAUGCGGCCGACGGUGCACUUUGAGGACUGACUCAUCCAGCCCGAGCUGCAAAGACGGGGACGGACGGAUGGACAGAUGGGUAGACGGUCCUUAGCUCUAGAUACUCCAGGUCCCUCUAGACCAUGUAAAGGUCUAGCCUUUUUUUUCAUAGGAUGCCAGAAGCCCUCACUAAUUGGAAUUGCAGACACUCAACCAGACCAACCAAAUUUGCUUGAAAACCCCUGAAAGGAAAAGAAAUCAUCAUCUCCAUGGUCUAGGAGAAGCAGGAUCUCUUGCAUCUGCGUGGUCUUUGCCUGCUUGAUAUCUUUUUUUUUUUUUUUUUUUACGCAUUAAAGGCAGUUACAGGAUCCUAUCCCAGAACAGCCAGGCGAGAUAAGAGGCUGGCAGACAAGACGGGACGGGCAUGGCUCGCCUCAACUGGUGCCUGGCUGCUGUCAUCAGCUGGGGCAAGUUCCUCUUUUCCUGCUUCUUUCCUCUGCGGGGAGCCAAGCGAGACAAGCCUGACGAGCUGGAGGGCGUUCACACUCACACCUUCAAGCUGAAACCUUUCAAGAAGGCCAAGAGUUGUGACAUAUGUAAGCAGGCCAUCACUAAGGAGGGUCUCAUCUGCAAAGCCUGCAAGCUGUCCUGUCAUAAGAAAUGUGAAGUGAAGGUUACCACGUCAUGUCAAACAGCCACCAACUGUGAUCCACCUCCCACUCCCCAGCUGCCGUUAAAGCAUGUAGAUACACCGGGAUCUAUGAGGUCCUGUAAAAGUGUGGAGAUCCGAAGAAAGCAGUCACGAAGCCUGAGUGUGGUCCAGACCAUGGAGGAGAGCUAUGAAGUGGACCUGGUCUACAUCACAGAGAGGAUCAUCUCUCUGUCUUUCCCCGCCAACGCCGAGGAGCGCAGUUACGCCACCAACCUCAAGGAGGUGGCCACAAUGCUGCGGUCAAAGCACGGCGAACACUAUCUGGUGCUCAACCUCAGUGAGUGGAGGAAUGAUUUAACAACGUUAAACCCCAAGGUUCUUGAAUUUGGCUGGCCGGACCACCACGCUCCAGCGCUGGACAAGAUUUGCAGCAUGUGCAAAGCCAUCGACACGUGGCUCAAUGGAGACCCUCACAAUGUGGUGGUACUGCAUAACAAGGGGAACCGCGGGCGCACAGGGGUAGUAGUGGCUGCCUACAUGCACUACAGCAACAUAUCUGCAAGUGCUGACCAGGCUUUGGACAGGUUUGCCAUGAGGCGUUUCUACGAAGACAAAGCACUUCCUGUUGGGCAGCCGUCACAAAAAAGGUAUGUCAGGUACUUCAAUGGCCUCCUGUCUGGACACAUAAAGAUUAACAACAAGCCGCUGUUCCUCCAUCAUGUCAUCCUGCAUGGCAUUCCCAACUUUGAAUCCAAAGGAGGAUGCCGACCCUUCCUGAAGAUCUACCAAGCGAUGCAACCCGUCUACACAUCAGGAAUCUACAAUGUUCAAGGAGACAGCAACACCAGUAUAUGCAUCACCAUCGAACCCGGCCUUCUCUUGAAAGGGGACAUUUUGCUGAAGUGCUAUCACAAGAAAUACAGGACGCCAACAAGAGACAUGGUGUUUAGGGUGCAGUUCCACACGUGCGCCAUUCACGACCUCGGCGUGGUUUUUGCCAAAAACGAGUUGGAUGAAACUUUCAGAGAUGAGAGAUUUCCAGAAUAUGGGAAGGUGGAAUUUGUUUUCUCAUAUGGGCCAGAAAAGAUCAAAGGUCUGAGCCACCUGGAGAAUGGCCCAAGCGUCUCCGUGGACUACAACACCCAGGAUCCUCUGAUCCGCUGGGAUUCAUAUGAGAACUGCAACCAGCGCUGUGAGGAUUCAGCAAAUUGUGAACACGAUGUUGCUCAUACCCAGGGUCCACUUGAUGGAAGUUUAUAUGCCAGGGUUCGCAAAAAAGACUCCCUUGAGGGAGUUGUCACUGUCAAUGGGCUCCCAGUCUGUGAAAAGUCCUUGACAAAUGCAGAGAACUCCUUGCCACAGACCAACCAUUCCCUGCAAACAACCGAGCAUUCGCUUCCUGUGACGGGCCACACAUCUCUUCCUGCUGUUGACCACACCCUCUCUGUAAGCAGUGAUUCCGGAAACUCCACCGCAUCUGUCAAGACCGAUCGUACAGAUGAGCACAACCAUUCACUGCAGAGUGCCGUGAGCCACAACAACCCGCCGACCACCCACCAAAUACUGAGCCCGCAGGAAAAACGCGAGCUCGAUCAGCUUCUGAGCGGUCUCGAGGCACCUACUCAGAGGCAAGCGUACCUGUCUACCUCCACUAGUCCAGGUGGGGGAGUCAGGCACCUUGUUCCUGCUCAGGUGCACGUCAACGGGGGCCACAACAGGCUAGUUGGUGCACCUUCAACAGGAGAACGGGAGACAGAUAUCCUUGAUGACGAACUGCCUAAUAGCCAGGAAGGUAACAGUGUGGAUAGCUUGGGCACGCUCUCGUCCCUAGAAGGACAAGCAACUCCAGGUGAUCUCUAUUACCAAUCCCAGACUCCUGUCAGUGGGCAGAACGACGGUCCAUAUCUUGAGAGAAACAUUACUGGGGAAAAGCUGAAAGAGAUGCCUGUGCAUGGAGUACGAACCCCUACAACCAUGCAAGAAAGGUCGCUGGACUCAUCAUCGCCACAAGGGGAAUACAACUACCAUAAUGGAGUUGGGAUGUACCGUUCACAGUCAUUCGGAAAUCCAACAGCCAGUAGUCCUGAGACCAACCCUAAACUAAUGCCCAGGGCUCCUGAGAGGAGCACCAGUAGCCGGGAAGCUGUUCAACGAGGUCUGAGCGCCUGGCACCAACAUAGUCUUCCAGAUGAUCCAUUUGGGCCUCCUCUUCAAUCUACCCACAGCUUGCCCCAUUUCCCAACUUCUGCUUCACAGCGUGACAUUGAGCAGUCCAUUGAGGCACUUAACAUGCUGAUGCUCGACCUGGACCCAAUCAACUCCCAUCUGUCCAAAUCUCACAGUGCACCGCCUGGGGAGAAUAUCAUUAAUUCCUCCCAAGUUCCUUUUUCUCAAACGUUAGCCAGACCCUCUUACCAAGCAGAGUCUGCCAUUCAUGGCUACAAGAAUGCUGGGUCAGUCAACAACGCAUAUCACCAGCCUCUACGAACCACUGGAAGAGUGUCAACAGUGACGAACCAGAGUGCAGUCACGGACUCAUCGGCGCACUCACUUCCACAGAGGUCAAACGCUGGCUACCAACAGCAAACCAUCACUCCAACACACACUCCUGAGCCCUACCUCCAGACACACCAAUCCCCUUACAACCACCCUAGUGUUUUGUCAUCUAACUUCCACCAGCAUGCACCAACUAACUCAUAUGCAGGCAGCAUUGUUUCACACUCCCCUGAUCUGAAAGGGUCAUCUCCAUACCCAGGGUGCAGCACCUCUUCUUCCCCACUACCCGCCCUUACCCCUCAGCUGAAGGACUUGUCUUCUUCACCCUUGCCCAAAGAACAAGACACAGAAGAGGAAACACUAAACUUAGAAGGCCUUGUCGCUCACCGCAUAGCUGAGUACAACGCUCGCAUUCGAGGCAUCAGCCAAAGCAUGACACCUCAACAAUGUGACCGUCAUCGCUCCUAUUCCUUCUCUGGUGUUCGCUCUAGAGGGAUGACCCCAGAGGUAACACAGGAGACCGGUAGACGCCGGACCACCAGUGAGGGCCAGUACCAGAGCAGCCAUGACAAUAUGUCAGCAGCGCACUCACCAGACUUCGCCAACAAUCUGGCUCUUAAUCCCGGAGGAAGACCAAGAGAGGGUCCCAUGCACAGCUACCGUGAGGCGUUUGAGGAUGAUGAGGCGGGACGAUUCGCCAACAGCCCCACUUUUGGGGGCGGUGGUGAGAUGUUUACCAUGUCGCCACAGAGCCCUUACUUCAACACGUCUCGCUCUACUCCGGGUCUGACUAAGACUCCUUUGUCUGCGUUGGGACUGAAGCCUCAUCCACAAGGUGGAUCAGAUAAUCGUGGUUUUGUGGACUUGAGGCAACAGCCGUUCAGUGCUCCCCUCUCCUCCAGCAGUCCGGUCCACACCACAGAUAGCAGGUGGACUGAUUCUUCAGACGAGGUUCCAAACAGCCCCUCCUUCAUGUACACCAACAGACCAGCCUCCCCCGAGGGCUCCCAGGUCAACAUCAUGGGUGUCCACACUGUGCCUGGCAGUCCAAACACCCUCCACCGCACUGUGGCUACCAAUACCCCACCAAGCCCCGCCCUGCAGAGACGUCUUGGUCAAGCAAGCCCUUCGUUGGCCAGACACCCAUCCCCAGCCGGCAAACCCUCCAGUCCUUUGAUUGGCCGCAACCUCAAAACAGCAUCAGGUGGGGUCCCUCAAAGCCCCAUGAUGGGUCGUCGCACAAUGGGAAGUGGCCAAAGCACACCAGACGAGAUGGGCGCUGCCUCCCGUCAGGGAAGCGCCCAGCCACCUCCCACGCCCACCUUCCCCGUCUCACCCCAGCUCCCUGAAAAGAGGCACAUGUCCAGCGGGGACGCCGAGAGAACAGACAACAAGAUCAUGACCCCUGUCAGUGGGGGUAGCACACCCAACCUGACCAACACACUCCCCGAUGUCUCCAAGUCCAUCUACGAUGUUUAUCCUGACAUCAAGAUGAAUGUAAAGUUUGUGCAGGACACUUCCAAGUUCUGGUACAAGCCAGAUAUCUCUAGAGAGCAAGCCAUCAAUCUGUUAAAGGACAGAGAACCAGGGGCAUUCGUCAUUAGAGACAGCCAUUCUUUCCGUGGAGCCUACGGUCUGGCGAUGAAGGUGGCAUGCCCCCCACCGACAAUUCAGCAGAACAAAAAAGUUGGAGACUUGACAAACGAACUGGUGAGGCACUUCCUUAUUGAGACGAGCCCCAAAGGCGUCCGCCUGAAGGGUUGUCCGAACGAGCCGUAUUUUGGAUGUCUUUCUGCUCUUGUGUACCAACACUCGAUGACCCCACUGGCUCUACCCUGUAAGCUCAUGAUCCCCACCAAAGACCCCAACGAAGAAGCACUGGAGCUUGCCACACCCACUGAUCCAGUUGUUGAACUUCUCAAACAGGAAGCAGUUCAAAAGGUUCCUGAGGAAAGCCAUGCAUGCAACGUUCUCUACAUCAACUCUGUGGACAUGGAAUCGCUCACGGGGCCCCAGGCCAUCGCCAAGGCCAUCAGUCAGACGUUGGCAACCAGCCCCCUCCCCGCUGCCACUACUGUCCACUUUAAAGUGACAACGCAAGGCAUCACGCUUACCGACAGUCAGAGGAAGAUUUUCUUUAGGCGACAUUAUCCAAUCAGUACAAUAACUUACUGUGACAUGGACCCUCAGAAUAGAAAAUGGGGCAAAGAAGGAGGAGGUUCAGUGAAGCUUUUUGGAUUUGUUGCAAGAAAACAAGGAAGCACAACAGACAAUGCAAGCCACCUGUUCGCGGAGCUGGACCCAGAUCAGCCUGCCUCAGCCAUCGUCAGCUUUGUCUCCAAGACAUUGAACCGGUGAAAAAGUCUACAGAGGUGGCGGUUUGGAAAUCCUCGUUGACUUGGGUGUCAAUUUCUUUUCUUCGGGACUUGAUUAUGUCCUGGAUUUUUUUUUUCUUUCUCUUGGUUGGUUUCUCCUUCAGUUUUUCCUCUCUGCCUUGCCUGGUUUGUCUUUUUCGGAGUUUGAAGGCUUCGGGUAUGGAUCCAGACUGGAGCUAGAGGAUGUGUGACGUGACGAACACAAGAGGCUAUUGCAGGGGUUUAUUGACACAAGGAGCGAGGCUAAGCUCAUUCGGGGAACACGUAUGGACUCACGUGUUUCCAUGCAUUUUUUUCCCCUUUAUUCUGAUUCAUUUACCAAAGGUUGCUGCAAUACAAGUGCAAGAAUGAUGUAGCUUUUAAGCCAUUUAUUAUUUCCUCUUUUUAAAAGAAGAAUAGUUGAACAAAACAAACAAGAAAAAAAAAACCUGCUUUGUUCUUGAACUUGAAAAAAGAAAAAAAAAACAGCCUUAACGGCUUUUGCAAAACAAUGUCUGAAGACAUUAUGCAUGUUAGCUUGAUCUUUAAGCUUGGUUCUUCUACUUUCCACUAAACAUCAUCCUUCGAAAGGUCACGAACUGGUCUGCUGUGUGUUGGAAAGGGCUCUGCGAUUAAAGAAAAAAAAAUUAACUGAUUUAAACUGUGCAUAGCAGACCGGACUCAAAAACGUAGGAAUAACAAGAAAAAAAACAAAAGUCCUCGCUUUGAGGCAUUGAAAUUUGACUUUGGUACAGCCACUAUUGGAUGCCUCACAGGUGAUUCAUCUGCAAACUCCCUACAACACAACACAAAGGGAGGAAGACUGUUUGCCCACUAGAUGGCGCCACAAAUUCAGGCUUGCACUUCCCCUUCCCUCAUCAGCACCUGCUUGCAGUAGUGGAUUUCUUGAUAGACACACACUGGAAAACCACCAGGGACUGGCCCGAUGACCUGGACCUAUGCACUGUUCUUUAUGCAUGUUGUUGUCCCUCAAAAGGAAAAAAAAAAACGAAAAAUCACCAAAAAACAUUUGUGUGCUUUUAAAAAAUGAAGAAGAAAAAAAAGAUCUUUCGACACACGAGGUUUGAUGACUUGUCAAAGACUGCAUGAAGUAGACGACAUGUUUUUUAUACUCCUUCAGAGUCCUAAAAGAAAAAAACCCGACAAACCAUUGUGAUCCCAUAAUGGUGAUACAUCCAACCUUUUUCUUCGGCUUAAAUCGAAUUUUAUUUUUCUUUCCAUGUUGUCAGCAUUUAGGACAAAGAGGAAUUUAAGAAUUUAAGAAGAAAAGAAAAAAAAAACACUGUGCGCAAUGCCUGCUUGUUGAUCACGUGUUAACAAUAAGCUAAGGAAAAAUUGAUAUAAAUGUAAAUAGAUUCUUUAAAAGGUGACAUAGCGAAAAAGUAUUUAUUUUUGUUGCUUUGGUCCCUCAUAAUUCCUCAUAUAUACAUAUAUUGUACAGUCUAGAUAAAGAUUAUGGGUUAAGAUUUAAAACAAAAGAAAUUCUACUUAUUUUGGCUAAUGAUUUCAAAGAGCGAGAACUUUGAAACGUGUUCAAAUAUAUGGUGUACAUUACUUUGUACAUUGUUUAUUUUCUGUUUUUUUUUUGCCCGUUUUUCGUGUUCUCUCAGAAGGAGGUGGGGCAUGUAUGGGACGGAGGCCAGGAGGCUUGACUGCAUGGACAGAAACAGAAAAAAGUUCGGAAAAUCAAAAAAGACAAGGGAAGUCCAGAAGCCAAAUGCAAUAUGUAAACCCGUCAGUGUGCACCCAUGACAGUUAUAAUGUUUUUUUUUUUUUUUUGCCAAAGAUGUACACAUAUAAACACGCAGACUGCAUGUUUAUUUUAUUUUAUGUUUACAUGGUUUAGUUUAAUUUAAUAUAUAGUAGACAACCUCUUGGUUUUCAUCUAGUGUGCCAGAGCAAACACAACAAAAUGUAUUCGUAAGCAAUGCACUUUUCUUCACUAUGCCAUAAGAGGAGUGACAUCACUUUCAGGUGGGUGUCACGUUGGAGCUAAAUAGGGUCCCACCCCGUUUCACUUGAUAGCAGCUUCCCAGAUUUAAACAAAAGGUAUUUAUUGUUAUUUAUUUGUUUUCUUUGCAGUUUGAUCAGUCAGUGUUAAUGACGGUGGCGCUUAAUUUAAAGCAAAGAGGUACGGAGCACUUAAACUGAAGAGGACAAAAAAAACCUAAACACUCGUAUCCUUCAACGUUGCCUAAAUGUGACAGACUCUGAAACUCCAUUGUAUCUGUUGGCUUUGAGUCAAUAGUUACCGUGUGUGAUUGAAGAAAAACAAGAACCUGUGACCUCUUGUACAGAUGGGUGUCAAAUGUGUGAAUGUACCAUUAGGGAUGUACAAAAGGGUCUCAGAUUUUGUUUGCGCUUGUCAUUUUACGUUAUAUUGUCAUGGCUUACCUGUUCCUGAGGAGAAAAAAAAAACAUUAAAGCAAUACAAGUCAGUUACA
Oryzias latipes (Japanese medaka) is the source of this 8181-nucleotide messenger RNA. It is a transcript of the gene tns1a, whose product is annotated as tensin 1a. The record is from RefSeq and is a predicted model, not a curated record. Gene Ontology annotation, molecular function: protein binding. NCBI's taxonomy places the organism in Eukaryota, Metazoa, Chordata, Actinopteri, Beloniformes, Adrianichthyidae. Gene Ontology annotation, cellular component: focal adhesion. Gene Ontology annotation, biological process: fibroblast migration.